CUUUCUCUAACUUCUACCGAUCCCAUUUCGAAUAUUAUUUGUGAAACCUAGAGUUAUCACUUAAACGUACAAAAUUAAAUUAAUGUUUUUUAUAAAUUUUCCUGAAAGAAGAACAAACGUACAAAAUUUGUUCUCAUUUUUAUUCAUGUUACUUAUCUGAAAGAAGAAAUCAAAAUUAAAUUUUGUGGGUGGCCAGGAAACCAAUUGUAACCACAAAAGAAAAGAGGCAAAUGAUAUCGAGCUGUGUGUUAGGGAAUGCCGCAAAAUCAAUAGUAGGAACAAGAAGAGAUGAAGUAUACGUAGCAGCUGUGCCGUUGAGAGCCACAAAAGGGCCAGCCCAGUUGCUCAUGUCCACUGCUUACUCUUUCAAUUUAUGGGAUUUGCAGCAUUUCAUGGUCAUCAUCAACCCCAAUUCCUCCUCUCUCCCCUCUCAGGCAUUAGUGUAUGAUUUCCAACCUCAAGAUCCUGAAAGCAUAGCUGUUGCUGUUGCAGCGCUAUCCGGCAGAAAUGUACCAGGAGUUGUUCGUAUGAGGACUCUGAAGAAGCUGCCAACAAGGAAGUGCUGGUUUGCUGGCUACUCCAAGAGUGAUGCAAUAGAUGCGGCAAACAAAUUCAACAAAGGGUGGGAAACUGACUUGAGGAUAAAACAUCAUGACUGCCGAAACUAUGCAAAUGGACUAGUGGAAUAUCUCACUGGAACGAAAGCAGUGCUGGAGCACCUAAGAAGCAGCAGCGUAGGCAAGAAUUGACAUGCCAUUACCCAGAAAGGACUAAAGCAUCGUACUACCAUAUGUCAUAGAUGUGUAGAUUAAGUCAUCAAGUAAACCUUUUGACACUUUGCCAGCCAAUAGAAGUUCUGCAAAUAUAUGCUCACAGGCUUUAUUUACCGUAGUCUGUAAAUCACUUCUAUUCUUCCUUACACAUUUCUUGAAUGAGUCUAGUCCUCAUAGUAACAUGAUAGUAAUUGUUCAAUUUGUUGUAUAUCAUUUUCUGAACUGUAGAGCUGUUGUGUAUAAAUCUCCAAAUGCUUAAGAGCAAAAAUUGUCUGACACUGUGAUACAGAUGCGUAAUUGUGACAUGUAGGUUAUGUAA
This is a messenger RNA of Nicotiana tabacum (common tobacco), 1092 nucleotides long. RefSeq lists its product as uncharacterized. The record is from RefSeq and is a predicted model, not a curated record. Lineage: Eukaryota; Viridiplantae; Streptophyta; Magnoliopsida; Solanales; Solanaceae.